GUGGCAGUAGUCACGUGACAACGUGCGGGUAUUUCAUUCCAAAUGUGGACCCGUCCGGACCACAGAGCUGCUGUCUGCAGGGUGUCGCGCGCCGCAGGAGGACGUGAGGAAGAGUGCUGCUCAGGGUGGAGAUGGAGAAUAAAGCCAUCUGCCUGAGGUCCAAUGAGGACAGAGACAACACGUCCAUGUUUGAGGAGCCCUAUGAAGGAGGGAGCUCGUCCAAACUGAACCUGUACGAUGAAGGAAUGCGGCGGCGGAAGGAGCGCUGCUGCAACCACCUGGACUCAAUGUCUGCCAUCAAGUCUGCCGUCAUCUGCCUCUACGUCCUGCUGCUUCUGUCCGUGCUCGGACUCUGUCUGGCAGUGUCACACUACCAUGAUUUCUCACAGCGGCACUCGUUUAACCAGACAGCAGAGCGCCAGCAGCUGCUGCAGCCAAGCCCGGGAGACAAUCUGCUGGAGAACAUCUGGAAGCUGCAGAGCCUCUUCCAGAACCACACCGAGCGGCUGCAGAGGCUGGAGGCCCUCAUCCAGGGCUUGGAGGGGCGGCUGAGGAACGCCCAGACUCAUUCCAGUCAAACUGAAGGUUUCCUGGCUGAGCUGGAAGACGGGUUGUCCUCGCUCAGCGGCGCUGCAGGCCAAAACCUGACCAGCCUGAGUGAGGAGGUGAAGCUGACCUCCAGGCUGCUGCAUGACCACAGCCUGCAGCUCAGGUCCAGAUCAGCAACAUCUCAGAGGACAGUGGCAGUCUGUGGUUGACCCACAUGCACACGCAGACACAGCUGAGGAACGAGCUGGAGAUCCUGAACACCAUCACAGAGGACCUGCGGCUGAAGAACUGGGAGCAUUCCGUGGCGUUGAAGAACCUCACCAUACUCGAAGGACCUCCAGGACCAAAGGGAGAGAAGGGUGACACUGGACAGCUGGGGCCCCCGGGGGCUCCUGGGAUGAUGGGUUUGAGAGGAUUUACUGGAGAACGGGGGAUUCGAGGACCUCAGGGGAUGAAAGGAUCUGAUGGUCUCGACGGAGAGAAGGGCCUGAAAGGAGAGGUUGGACCUGUAGGGCUUAAAGGUGACCAAGGACAGCGAGGCUCAAAAGGAGAGAAAGGUGAACGGGGGGAGCGAGGAGACAGAGCAGUGGAGGAGACCCUGGUCCGGCUGGUGAAUGGGUCCGGACCUCACGAGGGCCGUGUGGAGGUUUUCCAUGAGGGCCGCUGGGGGACGGUGUGUGACGACGUCUGGGACAAGAAGGAUGGAGAUGUGGUCUGCAGGAUGCUGGGCUUCAGAGAAGCGGCGGGAGUCCAUGGGACCGGGCACUUUGGGCGAGGAUCCGGUUUGAUCUGGAUGGACGAUGUGGCGUGCACAGGGGCUGAAGAUACCAUCCAUCAGUGCACGUUUUCCGGCUGGGGCAAAACUAACUGUGGCCACGUGGAGGACGCCGCUGUGACCUGCGCCAUCUGACCACAGCGGGACCGAGCUGGAGAGUUCUGCAGAUCCAGACUGAACCUAAUGUUUUCUGAGAAGACGGCUGGGAUCUUCUGAGAAGGAAGUUCCACUUGUUCUCCAUCACAUCCCCUCUGUGUUUCUCAACACCUCCAGAGUCUUAAGAGCCGACUGGCUUCCAGACUUUUGGCUGAAUGCGUCAUCUGAACUGCAGAAAAAGCAACACCAACAACAGUAGAGAAAACAUCAACCGAAACAGCAAGAACAACAUCAGGACCAAAGAAACAGGAGUGAGAAGAGCAGCACCAGCAGAACAACCAUUGGAAACUACAGGAAACGAAUGAGCAACAGAACAGGACAAACAGCAGAAACAUCAUCAACCACAGAACAGAAUAAAACUCCAACCACAGGAAUGACAGCAGGAACAGCAGCAGGUCCCGUUUUAAGCAGCAGUUUCUGCUGAAAUCCUGAGUUUAGACUGAAAGGACGUUUUCAGGUUGAACAGUUCUAUGAAGCUGAAUUGAAGCAACUCUCAGUUCAUUAUGGUGGAAGGUUAGGAGCAUUUUCUACCAAGAACUUUAAGUUACAUCUUUGUCUUCCAACAAUAAUUUCUGACAUUUCAGUGGUUACAAAUUAAAGAUGUUUUUAUUAAAAUUAA
Messenger RNA from Oryzias melastigma (Indian medaka), 2099 nucleotides. RefSeq names its product scavenger receptor class A, member 5 (putative) (gene scara5). Gene Ontology annotation, cellular component: membrane. The record is from RefSeq and is a predicted model, not a curated record. Gene Ontology annotation, molecular function: scavenger receptor activity. NCBI's taxonomy places the organism in Eukaryota, Metazoa, Chordata, Actinopteri, Beloniformes, Adrianichthyidae. Gene Ontology annotation, biological process: receptor-mediated endocytosis.